GCUUGUCCUCGGCCCGGAUCAUAUAUUGCAGCUCUAUCCCAGCAUUGGCUGGUGAGCGUGCAUAAUGACAAGUGAACAUACCCUACAAUCGAGCGGAAGUGGGACUUUGACCCAUUGGAAUAUCAAUUAUGCAUACGCAUAUGGACGUCAGGAUAACGGUCUUACCUCAUCGUCGUAUCCCGCUUCCUCUACACCUCUGGAUUCAACUCCUUCAGACAGUCCUACCGAUGUCGUUGCCCCCGCUUCAACCGAGACAGGCGCAAACAUAGCUACCAUCAUUUCUAUCACCUCCCUCCCUCCUCUAAAUACCACUCUGCCUCACGAUGUCACAAAACUUCCCUACCACCAGCAUCUUGAUGUCAUCUUUCUAGCGCCGCUCUUUGCAGUGUUAGGUAUUCUACUUGGAGUUGGUGCCGUGAGUCUAUGGUGGAAGCUCAGACUCCUUGGCGAUGCGGGUUCGGGCGUGUGUGGACUAGGUGGCAGAAAGACCGGUAACAGGAGGAGGAUCAGUCUUGAACCUGGUCCAGCUUAUACACCUGCGCCUCCUGAUGAGGGCGACGGCGGUAUCGAUGCGGAAGGCUCCGGACCAUACUCGACUCGCAACAGGAGCACAGAGGAAGUUACGCUCUUUGCAGCGGGCACACCCAGUAAAACUACGAUACACGGCACACGAUACCUCCUCCCCACGCACAUGCGUGAUCAAGUCACUAUCGGUGGUACUGUGACCAAACCUUUCUGCACACCAUUCCUUAUAGGUGCCAGUCAGUUCAACUCAGCUGAGACUGCGGGCUCUGAUCAUGGUGACCCAUUCACGGAAACGCAUAGUGCUUCUCCUCGCGUAUAUGAUGCAGAAAGGGCAGAAGCAGGCCAGUCUCGACGCAGCAUGUUUCAGAGAAUCUUAAAUCGCUCGACCUUGGCUGAUGGCAGACAAUAUGAUGCGGUCAGGACGCACGAUUUCUCCCCAAGUAACCACCCCCGCCUCAACUCAAUCCCCACUUUAGCUAUAAACAUCAACCCUUUAAAUACUAUGAACAGUAUGGCUCCCCAUGGUGGAAGGAGCAGCGCGGUGGAUGUUCCACUGCGAUUGUUUGAGGGUGGUGCAGGAGGGGAGGUGCAACGGCCUGUGAGGGCGUGGUUAGAAACCCCCGAAGGGGCAGUUCAGACUCCUGGGGGCACGAGAUAUGGGAGCGGCGGGUCUUCCAAAUACAAGGCCACUGGUGACCAGCAUACUGAUUAUAAACCAAUGUCAGAAACUCCACAGACCCCCGUCUCGAAAGUCAGUCAGUUCUGGACGCCUCGUUGGAAAAACAAAGCUGUGCCACCGCUCUCAUCUCAAUCCCCGGCUAAACCUUCUCCAUCUCCACCGUGCAUUGUACUAUCUCCUUCACAAUCUCCAUCACCGAUGCCGCGAUGUGCUGUACCCACUUCGACGCGUGAAGUAUCAUCCAAAGAACGCAAGCAGCAGGACCUCCUUGAGACAAGAAUGGAACCCAAGUCCAAAUCGCUGGAGCGAAACACUUCGAUUCCGCAAAUCGACUCUUCCGUUCUCCCACGUAGCCCCCCGCUCUUGAUGUCUCCCCCCCUCGAAGCCGCACUGCUCUUCACAUCUACCUCAUGUGGCGCGCUCAGUUUCGCCACGCUUGCGAAUUUAAGCCCGAAGUUGGGCUCAUGUUCUCCACCAAUGUCCAAAGCAAAGGUCUUUGCAGGGCCUUAUGACGGCCCCUUCAACUCAAAGUCCAAGACGAAGGCUGACCUGGGAUCGCCCCAAGUUCUGAAUGCUAAUCAGAGUGCACGUGUUACUUCCCCUGACAUUUCACUCUUCCCGCUCCCUUCUUCCUCUGCAAAAAAACUUAAGAAGCGCAAGAGUCAAAGUAGAUCCAGGAAAGGGAAGCGGCAGGAGACGAGUAGAAGGACUGAGGCUUCACCGAUGCUGCCGUUCCCCUCAUAUCCUGACCAUCUCGUAAAUGCGGGACAAAAGGCAUCUGUUUCAGCGACUCUCACCUCGAGCACCUCGCAACCCACGAUCUCGCCCACGCCCACUAUGCUCGCAAUUCUUGCUGCGACCCAGAGCUUGGAGCGCGUGAAUGAGAUCUUGAUGAGAGGCUAUAGUGAACGGGCACUUGGCGGUGGGGAUAUUGACGGCGAGGAGAGGAUGUUGAGAGGGGGUGCUGUCGUUGCGGGUAUUGAGGAGAGCUCAGAACAUGGACGAUAUAUGUAGGAUGUAUGAAUUGUAUCUACUUUUGCGUUUUUUGUUCAACCUCUUGUUAACUUGGCAUCUAGCAGCUCGUAUGACGACCUGUAGAAAGAUCACAGUAUCUAGCUA
Molecule: messenger RNA, 2323 nt
Organism: Suillus fuscotomentosus
Lineage: Eukaryota; Fungi; Basidiomycota; Agaricomycetes; Boletales; Suillaceae
Exons: 2
Coding region: 65-2218 (717 amino acids)
Source: RefSeq, a predicted model, not a curated record